AUGAUAUUGAAAGUUGAAGAACACGAGACCCCCGGAGUCAGCGUGGUCAAAUGUCUUGCCGCUCAGUUACUCAGCGUGGAUGACGAACGCUGGGGCAACAUCCCCAGAGAAUUCAGCCAGCACAGACAUAUGACCCGUAUUUUGAAUCAUGGUCCCAUUGACGAUACCCCAGACCCAGGUAUGGGCUACACAACCGCAGGCGAGGGAGAGCUGUGUGAUCUUCACUCAAUGAAGGACGUACAACAUUCCCACGGCUUUAUCCGGGGUUUAAUCGCCACCCAGCACACGUCUUCAUCCGUUACAACUAUUCUGGGAAGGAGAAUGGGCCCCAGCGCAAAAGCACGGAGCUUCUUGCACAUUGCGGAAUGCGGUCCGAGUCCGGGGGAAAGGUUUAAGCUGUUUUAUGGAGUCGACUCCUUGCAGCCGAUGGAGCUGGCGGAUGGUCCUUUCCGCUUCCCCCGGGUUGGUUUUCCUGGUUCUCGGUUGUGA
This is a messenger RNA of Aspergillus caelatus, 489 nucleotides long. RefSeq lists its product as uncharacterized. The transcript is spliced from 2 exons. The record is from RefSeq and is a predicted model, not a curated record. NCBI's taxonomy places the organism in Eukaryota, Fungi, Ascomycota, Eurotiomycetes, Eurotiales, Aspergillaceae. Bases 1 to 489 code for a protein of 162 amino acids.